Molecule: messenger RNA, 2921 nt
Organism: Dromaius novaehollandiae (emu)
Lineage: Eukaryota; Metazoa; Chordata; Aves; Casuariiformes; Dromaiidae
Product: 1,25-dihydroxyvitamin D(3) 24-hydroxylase, mitochondrial
Exons: 12
Coding region: 4-1584 (526 amino acids)
Biological process (GO): cellular response to peptide hormone stimulus; glucocorticoid biosynthetic process; cholesterol metabolic process
Cellular component (GO): mitochondrial inner membrane
Molecular function (GO): iron ion binding; monooxygenase activity; oxidoreductase activity, acting on paired donors, with incorporation or reduction of molecular oxygen
Source: RefSeq, a predicted model, not a curated record
CCGAUGGCACAUCUCGCCGCGGCGAUGGGCGGCUGCAGCAUCCUCCUGCGGCGCCCCGCCCUCACCUGCGGCCGCGCCGCGCUGCGCCCCGCAGCCCGCGCAGCCCCCGCAGCCCGCGCAGCCCCCGCGCCGCGCCCGCCCGCCGCCGCCUCCUCCUCCUCGCUGUGCGCGGCGCGGGAGGCGGCGCGGGGCCGCGGGCACCCCCUGGCCGCCCUGCCGGGCCCCCCGCGCUGGCCGCUCAUGGGCAGCCUGCCCGACGUGCUCUGGAAGGGGGGGCUCAAGCGGCAGCACGAGACGCUGGCCGACUACCACAGGAAAUUUGGCAAGAUUUUCCGCAUGAAGCUGGGGGCCUUCGACUCCGUCCACAUCGCAGCCCCCUGCCUCUUGGAAGCCCUGUACCGGCGGGAGAGCGCCUGCCCCCAGCGCCUGGAGAUCAAGCCUUGGAAAGCCUAUCGCGACUAUCGCGAUGAGGGCUACGGGCUGCUGAUCCUGGAAGGAAAGGACUGGCAGAGGGUUAGAAGCGCCUUUCAGAAGAAGUUAAUGAAGCCCGCGGAAGUUGUGAAGCUGGAUGCCACAAUCAAUGAGGUCCUGGAGGACUUCAUGUAUAGAAUGGAUGAUCUCUGUAACCACAAUGGACAAAUUGAAGAUGUAUAUUCAGAAUUCAACAAAUGGUCAUUUGAAAGUAUCUGCCUGGUGCUGUAUGGGAAAAGGUUUGGUCUCCUGCAGCAUGAUGUAGAAGAAGAAGGUUUGAACUUCAUCAAGGCUGUGAAAACGAUGAUGGCUACUUUUGGAAUGAUGAUGGUGACCCCAGUGGAGCUUCACAAGGGUUUGAAUACAAAAGUCUGGCAAGCUCACACUAAAGCAUGGGAUAAUAUAUUUAAAACAGCCAAGCAGUCCAUUGACAGUCGACUGGAAAAACAUUCUGCAAACCCUCACGAGGAUUUCCUGUGUGACAUCUAUUCCGGAGGACAACUUUCCAAGAAAGAGCUGUAUGCUGCCAUUGCCGAGCUCCAGAUUGCGGGAGUUGAAACGACUGCCAAUAGUUUACUGUGGGCUUUGUAUAACAUUUCGCGCAAUCCACAUGUUCAGCAGAAACUUUUUACGGAAAUACAGAGUGUUUUGGCUGCUAAUGAGAGUCCAAGUGCUGAGAACUUGAAGAAAAUGCCUUACCUAAAAGCAUGUCUGAAAGAAUCCAUGAGAUUAACACCAUCUGUGCCAUUUACCACUCGCACUAUUGACAAAGAAAUGGUUCUAGGAGAUUAUGUACUACCCAAAGGAACAGUACUAAUGAUAAAUACCCAUGCGCUGGGUUGCAAUGAGGAGUACUUUAAUGGCUGGACUCAAUUUAAACCAGAGCGCUGGCUACAGAAGAACUUAAUAAACCCUUUUACUCAUCUUCCAUUUGGCAUGGGGAAGAGGAUGUGCAUCGGACGUCGCUUAGCAGAACUACAGCUUCAUUUAGCCCUCUGCUGGCUCAUUCGCAAAUACCAAAUUGUAGCAACUGACAGCAAGCCAGUAGAAACACUCCAUUCGGGAAUACUGAUUCCUAACCGGGAGCUUCCCAUUGCAUUUCAAAGACGCUAAGGUCAUAGAAGACAAAUGACAAUCCUACUGCUGCCUUUACUGAAGACAACAUAUACCCCUGGGGAAAGCCAAAACCUGUGGUAACCAGUGGAGAAACUGCAACAGACACCCCUUGACCAGCCACUGAGAGAUGGAAAUAGUGUCGACAAAAGCUCCCCUCGUGUUUCUUUGGCAAAUGUGGUUAGUUCAGCUUUACUUAGCAGUGUCAAAAGGAAAGAAAAAUACUCUGCACAUUCAUAUACCUGUGGAAAUACAGCAAUUUAGUGCAGCCAAGGGAUUCUGCAGGAUAAAGUUUGAUAAUGAGCUGUGGAGCGGUUAUAUAUAGCUCUUAUUAGCACACAGUGAAAUUAUUACAGCUGCAGGCUGGUCAACAGGCUAGCCGAAAAGAGCUGGUUUCAAGCUUGGGACACCUGGGGGAACAACAGGCAGGGCUGAACUGGCCCUGUUAGCUCAGAUGAAGUGCUUUGAGAACUCAGUUGAAGGGAAAAGAAAAUUGCUUAAUCCUUAUUGGACUAGUUGUCUCAUGAAUUAAACAGGGAAUUAGGCUGCCAGUCUGUAAUAAGGCUAACAACAGGAAUUAAAAAUUAGGAUAAUGGAAGAAGUAUAUUUUCCCUUAAGUUUUUUCCCUUCCUUAAUAAAAGGGAAGUAAGGACAAAGCUACAUAAUCAGAAUUAUUCAUCGUGCCUGCACAGUACUUAAAUUUUAACAGUUGCAAUAUUGUGACUGCCUCAUACUCCACUCAGACCUAUAGUGUUUUAUGCCUCCAGCUCCCACACAAACUGUCUCAUCACGUCUUUAUUACAAAAAUCUUAGUAGCCUUUUAUUGUAUGAGAGGCUCCAUCCAUAAAUGGAAUCACUGGAAUCCUAUGGGUUCUGCCAUAAAUAAUGGUUAUCCUAACAGGAUAGUUACUUCAUCAGAUGAGUAAUGUAAAAUGUGUGUUUCAAAGCACUGUAGGAAAUAGGGAACCUAAACAUUUCCAAGAGGUUUAUUUAUUGUGGAGACUUCAAUACCUGUAUUGAAGGGUUAAAGUGGUCAUUGCCCUGCAUGUAAUACAGUCUUAGUUAUUAUGGUCACUAGUAUUUUUCCCAUGCUGCAGUUUCAAGUGCGGGUUUAUAUAUGUAACCAUUAAUGGUUAUUUUUUAUAUUCUGAAAUGAUGAAAAAUCUUAGCAUUUGUCGGCCUCUUGUUUUGUUUGUUUUCCUUUGGUGUUGGUUUUUCUUGGACAUGUAAAUGUAGCAAUAUUACAAUGUGUAAAGCAAUUUGUGCAUUAUUUGAAUCUUUCUAGUCAAUUUUGUAAUAGUCAAAUUUGUAAUAAAAUAAUGUUCUUUUUCUAUAAA